Messenger RNA from Erigeron canadensis, 1666 nucleotides. RefSeq names its product protein CHLOROPLAST IMPORT APPARATUS 2-like. Gene Ontology annotation, cellular component: nucleus. The transcript has 4 exons. The record is from RefSeq and is a predicted model, not a curated record. NCBI's taxonomy places the organism in Eukaryota, Viridiplantae, Streptophyta, Magnoliopsida, Asterales, Asteraceae. Gene Ontology annotation, biological process: regulation of DNA-templated transcription. Bases 222 to 1373 code for a protein of 383 amino acids.
GGGUUUUUCACAAUUUUUUCUAGAAUCUUGUUAGAUUUAGGGGUUAUCUGUUGUUGUUGUUGUUGAUGAUGAUGAUGUUGUUGUAACUACUUGUGUACUCCUUGUUAUUGAAUCUUUUUGACAAAUUUAGUGAAUUUAUCUUGAACUCACAAAAAAGUUGAGAACUUUUGAUUGAAUGGGUUGGUGAAUUUUUAUGUAAAUUAAAUUCUUGAAAUAUAAAAAUGUCAUCUUGUUUAAGUUCAAGAGCUUGUGGGUUUGAUGUUGAGCAUAUGCUAAAAUGGCCAUGUACUAUUAUGUCAAGUAGAACAACCUCAAAUUCAUCCUCUCCAUCUUCAACUUUAUCAGAAUCUAGCAAUUCCCCAAUAGGAAUCUCUACACGAAAGCCACGGACACCGCGAAAAAGACCUAAUCAAACUUACAAUGAAGCAGCUGCUCUGCUUUCCAUGGCUUGUCCCAACAUUUUUAGCACCAAAUAUCUCACUAAAAGAACCACUAACUUGCCCAAUAUUACUAGACUACACCUUAAUGAGGAACCAGAAUUGAUUUGGUCAUUUCAGGCAGUAGAGAACUCUGGGUUUCUACUCGGGCCACGAGUUAUAGAAAAGCCCGGUUUAGUGACCGGGCCAAAGGUUGUGAGUUUAAGCCCGAAUGCAGGGGAAGGGGAAACCGACCCGAGUUGUGUUUGUGUGGAUUUGAGUGAUGAGUGUCUUGAUGAUUUUGAUACUGAGUCACUUCUUGAUGAGGAAAUUGAACUAGGGAUUGAUAGUAUAAUGGGUGAUUCAAAAUUGAAUGAAGAAAAUAAUGAAUUAGGUAAUAACAUUGCUUAUGAUUACAACACUUGUUAUGGGUAUCCAGUUGGACUAGGAUUUGGGUUAGUAAAUGGAGUGAGGGCAUUGCGAAAAGGCGGUGAACGGAGUUGGUGUAGCGUUCCAUUGGUGAACGUGGUGAAUUUAUCGACCUCCGUGGUUAUGACAAAAGGUGAGAAAUCGGCUGUUGGAAAGAAAAUGAAGAAGAAGAAAGUAGAGAACUUGAUGAAAUUGGAAAAAGGGAAUGUGAAGCCCGAAAAUGGGCAUGGGUUAGGGCUAAAAUUGAACUACGACGAUGUUUUGAAUGCUUGGUCGGAUAAAGAGUUGCCGAUGCCCGAGGAACUUUCACAGUCCUCGUCUUCGGGGGUUGAUAUCAAUGCAAGAGCGGCUAAGAUUGAUUUGUUCUCCGAAAACGGUGGGUGGAGCGAAUCAGGUGCAACGGGGCGUUGUAUGGACAAAAAGAAAAUCAGGCAUCAAGUCAAAAAUGCCGUCCCGGAUAAACGGCCCAGAUGCAAGGGACGCUUUGUGAAAAAGACAAACCAUGCCGCUUGCAACGAGGAAACGUGAAGUAAAAAAAAUCAGGAAAUUAGAGGGGGAAUGCUUGUUCGGCCACUACUUAGGUUUCAAUAGAAGGCACGUACAAGAGAUGGACUAAGCUUUUGGUACAUUCAUGUACAUGAUCAUAGAAGAUCGAUAUGCAACUUUUGAAAGAAAAGUAUGUAUAUAUUAUAUCUAUAUAUAGAUUAUGACUGGAAGAAGUGACACCCUUAUGUAAUCUAGAAUAGCUCAAAAUUCUUUCUAGAUUAUGUAAUUUUGUUGUUGGAUGUUUCCUUCCUUUAAAGUUUAAAACAUUUCUAUGA